AAGAAGGAUCCUUCCUCCAGACCGUACAAAUGUCCUCUCUGCGAAAAAGCGUUUCACCGCUUGGAACACCAGACCAGACACAUCCGGACCCACACUGGCGAAAAACCCCACGCGUGUACAUUUCCUGGCUGCUUCAAGCGGUUUUCAAGAAGCGAUGAGUUGACUCGUCACUUACGGAUUCAUACUAAUCCAAACUCGAGAAGAAACAAAAACUUAAACAAACACAACAUCAACUACACCAACAAUCCGCGCAACAUCAAGCUGGAAGAUCCAGAAACUCCUCCUCUAACAAAGCUUCCCAGCACGAUGAACAUCGAUAUUUUGGCCAGCGCUGCAUCCGAGGAACUCAGCAAAAUCGCCAACCCAUCAAAAUCGCUUCCUUCUCUUACAGACUACUUUGGAAACAGCAUGAACAAAGCGCCAGGCGUCCACUACAACUUCUCCAGUGAUAGAGCCACGUUCCAUCUCAAUGACUCCAAAUCCAGCAACAGUCUCCAGUACUUGUCUAAGCCAUCGCACAACAAGUCUCACAUAAUAGAAGACUCGGACCUUGACUACGUCAAGCUGAGGUUGAAAAAAUCGAGACCUAACAGCCCCAACCCAAAGCCGUUCACCUUACCCAAUUCGCCUGUUCUCGGACUCUCGUCGAAUAACACCCCUAUCAUCUCGGCUAACAACAGUUCGACGAAUUUGUCGUCGUUGUUGAUGACUCCGGCCUUUAGAACUACCAGCAUGGACCACAACUCCACC
Messenger RNA from Scheffersomyces stipitis CBS 6054, 750 nucleotides. RefSeq lists its product as uncharacterized. Gene Ontology annotation, molecular function: RNA polymerase II cis-regulatory region sequence-specific DNA binding. The record is from RefSeq and is a predicted model, not a curated record. Gene Ontology annotation, cellular component: nucleus; cytoplasm. Lineage: Eukaryota; Fungi; Ascomycota; Pichiomycetes; Serinales; Debaryomycetaceae. The transcript is spliced from 3 exons. The annotation marks the transcript as partial.